Messenger RNA from Aspergillus ochraceoroseus IBT 24754, 2136 nucleotides. RefSeq lists its product as uncharacterized. Lineage: Eukaryota; Fungi; Ascomycota; Eurotiomycetes; Eurotiales; Aspergillaceae. The record is from RefSeq and is a predicted model, not a curated record. The transcript is spliced from 5 exons. The coding region runs from base 1 to 1968 and encodes 655 amino acids.
AUGGAAGCUCCCCCUGCUGGUAACUCAGAAUGGCCCUCUACAGUAUACUUGAAGGUUGCUAGUGGCAGGAUCCCAGAGCUAAUUGUCUUCCCCCAAGAUGGCCAGUUGAAAACCUACCAACAAACCGCAUUUGGUUUCAUUAGCAAGGAUCAUGCAUCACUAUCAUUUAUUCUGAUGAGAUCCUCCCCGGAUAACCAAGCCAAGGACUCGUACAUGAUGGAUGUUGGGGUAGACAAAGGACUUCUGCGUUGGUUAUCGCGCUUGGACGAGGCGGAUAUAGUAAAGCCCCAGGAAGAAGGUCGUUCCUAUAUGGACUACACUUUUGAAGGAGUCCCGGUUCAAGGGCAAAAUAUACCCACAAACAACGUUUCAUCCGAUUUACCAUCGUUACAACAUACAAAGUGCCGGCAUUACCCUUCUUUAGAAAGGCAGAGUCCAGUGCAUCCCCAUCAAUUCGAACUAUAUAAGAGAGGUGGGAAACACUCCAGGUCUACAAGAAAUUUGGAGAAUGGAUACGAACGGAUCCCGCGAUCAAAGCCUAGGGAAAAUCGUUACGAAUACAAAGGCAAGAUCCGGCAAGCGAACGAGAAAGACAUUGAGAGGGUACAUAAAAAGAGGUCGACGAAACAGAAAAGGAAACAAACUAUUAACGAGGACUUCCACGCAUCGAAUGUGCCACGAAGUAGAUUGACGCUUCUCUCCUCCAGGAAUAUGGGGGUCUUCAGUAGAGGCAAAACAUCACCACCUGUCAAUCCACAUGGAUGGCCCAAAGACAGUUUUUCAGAGAGAGCAUUUUUGAAGGGACAACCACAUAGCAUGGGAAAGGACCAGCCUAUGCAACAUGAGGAAGAUAUCUCUGUGCGCUGCCACUCGAGUGAUGACUAUGCUCAACCGGCUCGAGCUUAUUCCUCUAAUGCGUGCUUCAACAGCCCCAUUCAGCGUGGCGAAUCCGAGGAACACGGGAGGAGCUUUAUGUUCUCUUCCAAUUUGGGACAAAACGAACUCAACCCCAGCUCCGAAUGCGCACUUCAGAUGUAUACCAUGCAGCUUCUUAACUUCGACCUGAGUGCGCCAUACGAUGACAAUAUAGUAGACCCAUCUAAGAAAUACUGGACACUCACAGAGCUUAAAUACCUUCUAGAACAGAGAAUUCCAUCGUGGAAUUUUCGAGGAAACACAAGUCUCAUACCAGCAUCAUCAUCUUCAAAGCACACCCCACGAAAACGUAAGCGUGAUGCGUCUGAAGAUGAAACAGCUAUCGGAGAGUCACCGAGGAAGGCCCGGAAACUUGACACGAGUCAGAAAUCAGAAAGCAGCUUGAUAAACAACACUACAAUUCUCGAUCCUCAAUCCAUAUCCGCUUUUCCUUCCUCGUUACGUCAGGAAGCCGUUGGCAUCGUACAAGAUGGGCGGAUCUCUCUGCAAGGGCAGAUUAAUCACGCCAUGGAGUGCGGCUCUGUGCACUGUCAGCGACAAUACAAGGGGGAAAAUACGAGUUUCAUAUGCAACAAGGAGGUAUCCUUGAUGUCCCAGGCAUUUGAUGCAGCAUACGAGGCAAUUAUGCAGUCGAAGUGGGAUGCAUCGUAUGACUUUCUGGAUUCUGUACCUGCGGAAACCGAGAGCAUAUGUAGCAGUGAGGGUUAUGCCACCUCAGUCCUGCAGAACUCCUGUGAUUGGGUCUGGGAGAAGCAAAGGCCCUUAAACUCCUCCCGUAUCAGGCAGGAGAUUCAUCUCUCACACAAUGAGGGGCAGGAUGAGCAUUUAAAUCCCACAGGACCCGGCCGUUUAGGCUUCCAGCCGCUAUAUUCUCGGACAUUAUAUACGGACCGAGAGCUUCCUUUCUCUACUAGCCAAGAUCGUGUUUUGGGAUUGAGAGAAUCUUGUGGGAUAGACGACCUUACAGAAAACGCGUUGGCCGUGAAUAUUGACUCGAUGAAAGACUUUUGGCGACAGAACCGAUUAUACUAAUCCCUAACUAGUUCUUGUCGCAUCAUUUGCUUACAGAUUUUGUUCUUUCUGGCAAUUUUAAGUGGCCUGUAUAGGUAAAUGGCACUAUUUCUUAUACAAGUUACCUAUGAAGGGAGAAGAUAGAGUUCAGAAAUUAGGAUCGAUCUCUACAAAUGGUACAGGAUUCAU